CCCCCUUCAUCCCCCUUGAAGAUAGGCGAGACUCUUGGGGGUCAAGGGAUAAAGAGAACCAGAGAAAACAAAUACGAUCACUUAGUUCCAACACUUGAUGAGUACUUUUGAAGAUUGGGGAGCUUCUUUUUUGAGGGGAAUGUUGUCUGGCUCGAGGACACUUCUCUAGCUAGUUCCAUACACGUCGAUCUACUAUUUCUUACAAUGGAUUGAGUUUGUGUUUGUGUCGUCGGACCAGGCUUCAUUCCCCCCAAUUAUUGCUUCCAUGGAGAUCACAGAUCAUGGUGAAGGUUUGGUGUUACUACUUUUCUUUCCUCUUUCGGUAAAAUUUUGUGGUUUUAGAUGGUAGAUCUUUCCUUUUUAGAGCAAUUAGGCUGCUAGUGAAGUGCAGAUUGGCGCAAUCAUGAAGCGUUUGACCUUUCUCAAUCUUUCUCAUGAUGAUUUUCCAGUUCCUGAUCUGUCUGUUUCUGGAAGAAAAAACUUGGGUAAACAUUCUUUUCCUCUCUCUUUCUUAGGGUUUCAAUAUGUAAAGCUCUGCUCUGAGGGUCUGGAAAUAAAAAUCUUUACUUUCAAGCACGUAUAGAUGCAAGAAACACUUGCCCUUUUCUUUCACUGUGUGCGAACUCAAAACUCAAGUAAGUAUUGUGUCCCCUAAAGAUAUCUAAUUCAUAGAAGUCUUUUUUUUUAGAAGGUAAGUAGAGAUUUAAUUUUUAAAAUAUAUGUGUCUAUAUUGGUUAAUCAGCCUUUACGUAUAUACUUAAAUAUCAUUUUACUGGUGUUUUGCAUAGAAAAGAAAAUUAAAUGCAUCGAGUUUUGAAAGUUAUCUGGUAAAGUAAUAAUUUUGAAUAAAAGGAGAUCUUUUGUUGAUUUUUUCCACUUGUUAUAUAUACACUCCGAAUAAUUAACAGAUUGAUGAAUAUGUUGAGUGGCUUUUUACACUAGGCAAUAUUUGACAGCUCUUGUAAAGAAAAAAGGUCCGUAAAGGCUGUUCUGGCUACUAGAAAUCCAGAUGCCCUAAGCUUUCUAUCUCCUUAUCUCAAAACUAAAACCUUAAUUAAUAUUUUCGGAAUCUUCCAUUUUAGGUUUAUCGAAUUAGCUGUUGCUUUGUGUUAGAUUUCAUGUUGACUAUGUUUAAUAAUCAGAGUCAAGAGAGUUAGAUACAUGAAUGGGUGGGUGCAUUUCACCAUCAUCAAUGUGGGAAAUGCAUUGCUCCUCCAUGUUUUGGAACAUUCAGGACAUCAUUAAUUAAAGGUAGCUAUUCCUGGUGUUUUUGCUUUCUUUAGUACUACUACUAAUUCCCUAUGUAUGAAUUUAGUGAAUGCAAA
Rubroshorea leprosula is the source of this 1325-nucleotide messenger RNA. The record is from the annotation of a GenBank genome assembly. NCBI's taxonomy places the organism in Eukaryota, Viridiplantae, Streptophyta, Magnoliopsida, Malvales, Dipterocarpaceae.